AAAGCGAAAGCGCAUUCCUCGUGAACACACGCAUUUCCAUCUCCAUUUCCACUGAGCUAAAUCCACUGCGAGACCCUGAGCUUCUCCAUUAGCAAAACAGAGAGAGGUGAGAGAGAGGAAGGGGCAGGAAAAGUGGGUUGUUUGUUUGGGAGAAUUAUGACGUCAGACGGGGCCACCUCGGCGUCGACGGCGAGGAGAAAGCCGUCGUGGAGGGAAAGAGAGAACAACAGGAGGAGGGAGAGGAGGCGGAGGGCGAUUGCGGCCAAGAUAUUCGCCGGGCUCCGAGCUCAGGGGAGCUUCAACUUACCCAAGCACUGCGAUAACAACGAGGUCCUCAAGGCUCUCUGCGUCGAGGCCGGUUGGACUGUUGAGGAAGACGGCACCACUUAUCGAAAGGGAUUCAAGCCACCCCCAACUGAUACACCAGGCACUUCAACCAAAAUUACACCCUAUUCUUCUCUAAAUCCCAGUCCAUUGUCUUCUUCCUUUCCAAGUCCAAUUCCAUCCUACCAAGCUAGUCCCUCAUCCUCGUCUUUUCCAAGCCCCUCUCGCUGUUUUGAUGCCGCCAAUUCAUCCAAUCCCUUUCCUAAUCUGCGAUCUGCUAUACCUUCUUUUCUUCCUCCUCUCCGGAUUUCUAAUAGUGCUCCGGUGACCCCUCCACUCUCCUCUCCCAACUCGAGAAAGUGCCAACCAAUUCCCAAUUGGGACUCCCUUACCAAACAAUCCAUGGCCUCUUUCAAUUACCCAUUUUACGCCGUGUCUGCUCCAGCUAGUCCAACUCGUCACCAGCAACAACUCCAUACUCCUCCCACCAUUUUUGAAUGUGAUGAGUCUGAUACUUCAAUUGUUGAGUCUGGUCAAUGGAUGAAGUUCCAGAAAUUUGCAACUGCAUUGUCCGCAAGGCCGACCUCUCCUGCAUUCAAUCUUGUCAAACCUGUCGGUGUUCAGCAAAAUUUGCCGGCGAAUGGAAUGGUGGAGAUGGGGAGAGGGCCAGAGUUUGAGUUUCUCGGGGGACAAGUGAAGCCGUGGGUUGGGGAGAGAAUUCAUGAGGUGGGAUUGGAUGAUUUAGAGCUCACACUAGGCAAUGGCAAGGCUCGAAACUAAGCUACCAUAUAGAGAUGCAUGCUGCAUUGGAGUUCCAGAGUCAUUAAGAACAGAUGAAAAGAGGUUAAUUUUCUGGUCCCCGCUCCCCAGAUCAUUCAAUCUCAGCUUGGUUUUCUGGAGGAAGUGCAUUGUGAGUUCAGGGCUUAAGAACUGCUUAAACCAGACAUGGUUGAUGCAAGAGAUUAUAAUUUUCAAGAGUGCAAUUUAGGGUCAUUUAAAUCCUUCAUUCUAAUUGGAAAUCAAUGUAGAGUUAGAUAGUCUGUACUCUUAUCUUGUUGUAAGUUCACCUUUGCAGACUCAGAAACUUUCUCUCCUUUUCCUUUUCCUUUUCUUUUUCUUUUUCAUUCUCUUUUGGUUUGGUUGUAGACUUGGAAACUGGGAAAUGCUGUAAAUUUUUCAAUUUCUAUCGCAAGUUAUGUUCUUGUAUCUCUCUUUGAAAUU
Messenger RNA from Argentina anserina (silverweed cinquefoil), 1545 nucleotides. Its product is annotated as protein BRASSINAZOLE-RESISTANT 1. Gene Ontology annotation, biological process: DNA-templated transcription; brassinosteroid mediated signaling pathway. The transcript is spliced from 2 exons. Bases 157 to 1104 code for a protein of 315 amino acids. Gene Ontology annotation, molecular function: DNA-binding transcription factor activity. NCBI's taxonomy places the organism in Eukaryota, Viridiplantae, Streptophyta, Magnoliopsida, Rosales, Rosaceae. The record is from RefSeq and is a predicted model, not a curated record.